CUCAGAGCGGACCGAGCUCCCGGGCGGAGGAACGGACGGACAAUCGGUUGUGCCCGGCCAGAGCUGCUCCGGCCACCCUGCCCAGCGAUGGCUUUAUGCCUGAAACAGGUAUUCAACAAGGACAAGACAUUCCGGCCACGGAAGCGCUUUGAGCCGGGCACGGAACGCUUCGAGCUCUACAAGAAGGCGCAGGCCUCGCUGAAGUCCGGCCUGGACCUGCGGGCCGUGGUGCGGCUGCCCCCGGGCGAGAGCAUCAAUGACUGGCUGGCAGUGCACGUGGUCGACUUCUUUAAUCGCAUCAACCUCAUCUACGGCACGAUGGGCGAGUGCUGCACGGAGGCCAGCUGCCCCGUGAUGUCGGGCGGCCCGCGCUACGAGUACCGCUGGCAAGACGAACAACAGUACCGGCGACCCGCCAAGCUGCCCGCGCCCCGAUACAUGUCUCUGCUCAUGGACUGGAUCGAGGGUCUCAUCAACAACGAAGACGUCUUCCCCACCCAAGUGGGGGUGCCCUUCCCCAAGAACUUCCAGCAGGUGUGCACCAAGAUCCUGACACGUCUUUUCCGUGUCUUCGUCCAUGUUUACAUCCACCAUUUUGAUGGCAUCAUCGCGAUGGGUGCUGAGGCUCAUGUCAACACCUGCUACAAACAUUUCUAUUACUUUAUCCAGGAGUUCAGCCUGGUGGACCACCGGGAGCUGGAGCCCUUGAGAGAGAUGACCGAGAAGAUCUGCCACUGAGCCCCAACUGCCUGGGGAAGACGAUGACCUUUGGCCUGAGCUCCUGGGGCCUUGCAGGGGAAAGGCAGCCUCCCCCAUGACUGUGGCAGCUGCUCUCCUCCUCUGGCGCCCUUGCCCAGGCCCUCCAAAUACCAAUUCUCAUUCUCCAGAGUCCGCCCGCACUCUCUCCUGCUGCAAGGGGCCGGGAGGACGAGGCAGAAGGACAGACAGAAAGGAAAGGGACGUGCUUCAGAAAAUGCUGGGGGGAGGGUACCAUGAAUGGAAAUUUCCUGGGGGAGACCUGCCGUCCUCAGCCCAAGCUGGACGAGGCCCCUGAGCCGGACAAGACCUCACUGAGACUAUGCUGGGAGGGAAGGGGGAGCCCCAAAAAUGACCCCAAAGGUCCCUCUCCAGACCUCAAGAAGCCAUUUUCAGGGGAAUAACCACAAGGCUGCUAGCCAAGUGGGCCAUGCUUGCUUCUAGCCAAGAUCUCUGCAUUGUCGUCUGAGCCUGCUACUGCUUCUCUGUGGUCUUUGGGGAACCUGGAAGCUGCCCAUUGAGUGCCCUUACAAAGACUUCUUUGGGCAAAGCCAAUCUGGGCUCAUGAGGCGACUCUGAGACUGUCAAGGCGAGCUGUUCGGAUUGAGGAGAUCAUUCUUGGUUGGAUUUGGGCCCAGAGCUCACAGCGGAGCUGGCCCCUUUCUUAGGGAAAACCACUUUCCCAGGAUUCUUCGCUGCUUGAAGUUACCAGUUAGAGUGUGUGUCCCAGGUUCCUCCCCCGCAGUCUGGGUACUCCUGCGCACCCAUCCUUCACGUAUUCAAUGAAGACCCAGUAAGGUUGAAGGCGGAGAAAGAGUGAAUGGAAGAAGGGGCAGCUAGGUAGCCCGGUGGAUUGAGAGCCAAGUCUGUGUUCAAAUCUGGCCUCAGAUACUU
This is a messenger RNA of Gracilinanus agilis (Agile Gracile Mouse Opossum), 1650 nucleotides long. It is a transcript of the gene MOB3C, whose product is annotated as MOB kinase activator 3C. Bases 88 to 738 code for a protein of 216 amino acids. Lineage: Eukaryota; Metazoa; Chordata; Mammalia; Didelphimorphia; Didelphidae. The transcript has 4 exons. The record is from RefSeq and is a predicted model, not a curated record. Gene Ontology annotation, cellular component: nucleus; cytoplasm. Gene Ontology annotation, biological process: signal transduction; positive regulation of protein phosphorylation. Gene Ontology annotation, molecular function: protein kinase activator activity.